Molecule: messenger RNA, 237 nt
Organism: Punctularia strigosozonata HHB-11173 SS5
Lineage: Eukaryota; Fungi; Basidiomycota; Agaricomycetes; Corticiales; Punctulariaceae
Exons: 2
Coding region: 1-237 (78 amino acids)
Source: RefSeq, a predicted model, not a curated record
AUGUUACGCUCCAUCGUCACUCUUGCCGUCGCCGUUGUCGCCCUCGCCGGCUUCUCCAUCGCAGCCCCUCAGGAGUGCGACCCGCUCACAGACCCGUCCUGCCCCCUGUCCUGCAUCGGAGAGGGUAAGCUCUGCACCACCAUGGGAACGGCCACUUGCUGCCCCGGCACUAUCUGCCAGACCAUCCUGCCGGAGAUGAUCGGCGAUGUUGAUAUUGGCUUCUGCGCCUCGGCUUGA